This is a messenger RNA of Lathyrus sativus (Indian pea), 702 nucleotides long. Lineage: Eukaryota; Viridiplantae; Streptophyta; Magnoliopsida; Fabales; Fabaceae. The record is from the annotation of a GenBank genome assembly.
AUGGCGCCGAAGGAGAGAGCACCUAGGGUUAGCAGAAACCCUGAUUUGAUCAGGGGAAUUGGAAAAUUCUCAAAGUCUCAGAUGUACCACAAGAGAGGUAUUUGGGCUAUUAAGGCCAAAAACGGCGGCGCUUUCCCUCGCCAUGAUCCCAAACCUAAACCUGAAACUCCUGCCGAGAAACCACCCAAAUUUUACCCUGCUGAUGAUGUGAAGAAACCACUUCUCAACAAGCACAAGCCAAAGCCUACCAAGCUCAGGGCCAGCAUUACCCCAGGAACAGUGCUGAUUCUACUUGCUGGUAGAUUCAAGGGAAAGAGGGUUGUGUUUUUGAAGCAGCUUCCUUCUGGAUUGCUUCUUGUAACCGGUCCCUUCAAAAUUAAUGGAGUUCCCUUGAGACGUGUGAACCAGUCCUAUGUGAUUGGCACAUCCACCAAAGUGGAUAUCUCCGGUGUCAAUGUGAGCAACUUUGAUGAUAAGUAUUUUUCAAAGGAUGCCAAGAAAAAGAAGAGCAAAGGAGAAGGCGAAUUCUUUGAGUCAGACAAAGAGGAGAAAAAAGUUUUACCUCAGGAGAAGAAAGAUGAACAGAAAACCGUUGAUGCUGCAUUGAUUAAAGCAAUCGAGACCGUCCCGGAUUUGAAGACUUAUCUAGGUGCUAGGUUUUCUCUCAAGGCCGGUGUGAAGCCACAUGAGCUAGUCUUUUAG